GCCUCAGUUGGUGUCAAGCCAUGACGGUGAGAGGCUUCGUUGUCGUUCGCUCCCCGACGUAUCCCGCCACAUCCGAUACCUGACGAGACUGGCUCCUCGUACGGCAGUUACCCUCAUUUAAAAACCCAGCCAAAUCUUUUAAAAAGGAGAAGCCGAAAUGGUCGAUGAAGAACAGUUUUCAUGGAUUGAUGAGAACUGACGUUUGUGGAUCAAAUAUAAAUAAAGUUUUUGAAAAAUAGAGAUCAUUAAGUACAGUGAAAGUGACUAGUGCAAAAUAAAACAAAGUAAACGAGAGGCAGUCUUUCUUUCGAUGGAACACCCGGUACCAUUUUCUAUAACUCAGAAAAUCCGCUAUGUUGCCCGGUAUGUAAGACGUCAGCCUUAAUGCUGAUUUUUCGGGAAAUAAGUGACAGAACGACUGAACGCCUUUAACAAAAGUGUUCUUUUUAUGAAAGUGCAGUUGUAGAUUAUCCAGGUGGAAUAAGAAUAUGUUGAUAAAUGUGGUUCUAGCGUGCAUAGUUGCUCUUUCUCUCAAAGAAAACGGAGCUUUCGCUCAGAGGCUGAGCGAAGGAGAUCCGUUGAACUCUACUGAUACCGACUCGGUCGCCGAUCCUGCUUUCUUCUCCGAUGCUCCAACCGUCGCUACUGCUUCUGCUACUUCUACCUCUACCACAGCAGGCAACAACGACACCACAGCGGAGGGGUUCCCCUUCGAGGUCGAGGUCUUUCGUCCCGCCUCUGGGAGGAAUGGCCUCCAAAUCUCUCCUCCUACCUCGGUGACGCAAACGGAGAAACUUCAGCUGACGUCCAAAGUCAAUGCCACCAAAAGGAAGAAGAAGAAGCACGAACGCUCGGCAAAUAAGCAUGAACCAAAUUACAUCGUCGUGGCGCCGCGGAUCGCACGCCCGUCCACCGUGUAUCGGGUGGUCGUGGGCGUCCUCUCUGGCCCCUCCCCGGUGGAUGUCACGGCGCAGUUGUCCUCUGCAAGCAGUGCCGAAACCACCAUAGCCCCAGGGGAAUCACGAGAGCUGCUUCUAAGGGUACCUGACAACCCAGACGACCGGGGCUACACGCUGAAGGUGGAAGGGAAGAGGGACAACGUCCUGGUCUUCAGGAACUCGACCUUCGUCUACACGGCGGAGUCCUUUCUGACGAUUAUCAUACAUCUGUCAAGGCCCAUCUUCACGGGUGACCAGGAAGUUGGGAUCCGGGUGAUUCUAUUGACAACGGAGUUAAUGCCCUACAACGAACGGAACAUCGAAGCCAACGUGCUGGAUCCGCGGGGUAACAUCGUCAAGAGAUGGGUGUCCAGGACUCCCCAGAUGGGUGUGGUGGAAUUGAAGUACCAAUUACCGGAAUUACCUGAGGGCGGCUGGUGGAAGGUUCGCAUUAGGGCUGGAUCACAGGUGGAGGAGAAGAAGUUCUUCGUCUAUAAAAUCUACGAGCCGUUAUACGAGGUAUUCGUCGAGAUGCCGUUCUACGGCCUGGCGACGGACGAGCAAAUCGAGGGCACCCUGACCGGAAGCUACGUCUCCGACAAGCCCAUCUACGGCAACGCGACCUUGACCUUAUACGCUAAGCAGCCUUGGUCGAGGCCGGACUCCGAGUUCAAGGAAGUUUCUUCCAUAUUCUUCGACUACGUGGACGUCGAAGAGGACUUCAGCUUCCCGAUGUCAUCCGUCCAGUCAGUCUUGGACCAGCUGGAAGGGGCAGAGGUCAUGGUGGAAGCAGUGUUCCACGACGUCUUCACCUGGAUUCGGGCCGAGGGUAAUUCCAGGAUGAGGAUCCUCAGUGGGCGUGUCCACCUGGAGGUGGUGGGGACAGAGCCCUUCGUCUUCCGGCCGGGGAUGCCCUUCCACGCAGUGCUGUCUGUGCGCUACGCCGACGGGGAGCCCCUGGACCCACAGAGUCUGUCUCUGUCGUCUGUGGUCAUCACAGCCACUGUGACCACCACAAAGGGCACGACUCUGACCCUGCCGCAGAUCAUCAUCCCAACGACGUCCAUGGACCAGCAAGGGCGUCUGGAGACCCUCCUGCAGAUGGGCGGAAAGGGCCAAGGGUGGGUGGACGAGGUGAAUGUGGCCGCCGACGAGGUGUGGGUAGGUUCGAGCCCCGUCUGGGUGGAGAAGGAGAUUGAAGAGUUGCUGGCUAACUAUAGCAGGGAGCAGUACUUCUCAGAGUACAGGCACAAGGGCAUUUUCAGAUUCCAUUUUGAAAUGCCUGAAGAUGCGUCUACCAUGCGCAUAGAUGUGGUCUACAGCGACUCCGAGCACCAGGCAGCCGCGGCUGCGCAUGCGUACUCGUAUUACUCUUCCAGGAACCAAUACAUCCAAGUCAGUUCGAGCACGGACGAGGCCAGAGUGGGAGAAUUUUCCGUCUUCCACGUCAGGAGUAAUUUCCGGGUGACCAAGUUCGUGUAUCUGAUCAUGUCGAAGGGCAUCCUGGUCCACUCCGCCCUGGAGGUCACCGAAAGGAAUGACGUGGUCACCAUCAGUGUACCCGUCAGCAACGCCAUGGCGCCCAGGUUCUCCAUCCUGGUGUACGUCGUGUCCGACCAAGGCGAAGUGAUCGCGGAUUCCAUGUCCUUGCCCGUGAGGGCUUUUGAGAAUAUGGAGAUCGAGAUGGUGACCAACCUACACAAGGACCACACCAAGAAGACCGUGGAGCUGGUCCUCACCUCACGCCCGGGCUCCUUUUAUUCCCUCACGUGUCAGAGAGCCCUGAACUUCUACAAGCAGCACCCCAACCAUCUUACCAAAGCUCGCAUCCUCGACCAGAUAUCCCGGCUGGAACCGGCGCCCAGGUCAGUCCACAGCGUCCUGCACAAAUCCCGAGAAGGAUCCUUCUCAGACGAACUCCUGUCCCUUCCAUCGCAAAGUUACGGAGCCGACGUCUCGGCGACUUUCCAGGAGGCCUAUCUGGUCGUCCUCACGGAUGCUGUCAUGCCCCUCACUCCAGGAAAAGUCCAGAGGUGCAAUUUAACGAUGGGGCAGCUGGAUUGCGGAGAUGGUGGAUGCUUCUACUAUGAUCAGCAGUGUGAUGGUAUCUACCACUGCAAGAACAAGGUGGAUGAGCUUGGCUGUACGAGAAUGUACGAAGAUUUUCCAAGAGAUCACGACGUACAGGAAGAUCCGCUGGAGCUGAGUUCAGACACGCUCUUCCGCCUCCUUCGCGCCAACUUCGUGAUGGAUUCCUUCGACCCAGACGACGUGGAAUGGUGCAACACCGUCUACUGGAUCGGGCACAAGGGACACGAAGUGAUAACUCGAGAGAUUGCCAAAACUGCAGAGAACUGGAUGAUUGAGGCGUAUGCAGUUCACGACGAAUAUGGACUGACCUUCACUUCGAAAGCAACUGUGUUCAACGGAGAUCCUCCAUUCUACAUCCUGGCCGAAGGUCCUUCUGUGUGCAGGAGAGGCGAACAGGUAUCGAUUCGCGUGAUGGUGUUCAACCUGAUGGAGACGACCAUCCAAGCGAUGCUGCUCAUCCACGACAGUCCGGACUACCACUUCAUCCACGUGGAGACUGGAGGCCGAGUCCAGCACUACAGUCCGAGGACUUCGUCUGGGCAACACCAUCACCUCCUCUUUAUUGAAGGUCACGGAGCUGAGGAGGUCAUGAUCCCAGUGGCCAUCAAGAAGCAGUCGGGCACAGUGGAGGUCACCAUCGACGCGAUAUCCCAGAUGCGACAAGACUCGGAAACGUGGGAGAUUGAGGUUAUGCCAGAGGGCGUGCCGGUACGUAAACACACCUCUCUGAUGCUGGACCUCGAAAACCGUGCCAUGGUGUACGAAUUCCUGGACGUGAUCGUGGAAGAGAGUCCUAUCAUCCCCUUCAGCAUCCUCAGGAGGUUCAUCUCGGGUUCUCCUGCAGGAAAGAUCUCUGUCUCAGGAGGCGUGUUCGGUCCCCUUUCUGAGGACUUCUCCGUGGACCACGCAGACGUGUUCGGAGGGCGGCACCUGAGGAGUACGGACGGUGUGGCCUUCAACUUCGGGGCGACUCUGUGGUCUCUGCAUUAUCUCAGGCUGACCAAUAAUCUUGACAUUCGCGAGGCUUAUCCAGCCUUCGAACACCUAACGGUCCAGUUAGCUGCACUGCUUUGGCGAACCAAACAAGGUGGUUUCUGUAUGUGGUCCAGCUCGGAACCUAGAGUCUGGCUUACAGCAAAGGUGGUCAGCCUGCUAAAUGAUGCCCAACACGAGGAUUGGGAGAAUCAACUCUAUAUAGACCCCAAAAUUAUCAAGAAGUCAGUUGGGUUCAUGCUCAAAUAUCAGUCAAGUGACGGUGGGUUCCAUGAGAUGGGAGACAUGUACCUUGAUAGCAAGGCAAAGAAAACUGGGGCAACUUCCUCCAUUCCUUUAACAGCUCUAGUUGUACUUGCCCUUCAUAGCAGCCUGCCCUCACUUCAGGGAGACAUGCACACAAGGGCCCGCAAUGCACGUCAACUAACCACCAAGUUCUUGGAAAAGGAAGUGACACACUUGAGUGACUGUUAUCACUUGGCCCUCGCUGCAUAUGCCCUGAUUUCUGUUGGCAGUGUAACAGGAGAUAAGGCUGCUGGUUUGCUCCUCAAGAAGAGGAAAGAUUUUGGUGAUAUGUCCUACUGGUCUCUUCUCCCAAUCAAUGUGCAUGGCCGCCGUCGGGAAAACAAUCAGAGAGCUUUCUUGCUUCCAAAGGAACCAGAGCAGUAUGAUGCACAUGCUGUAGAAGCUACAAGCUAUGCACUCCUGUUUUUCCUGAAACGAGAAGGCAUCACGGAAAACACUGAGAGGAUCAUGCGCUGGCUCAAUGCCGUUAGAGACUGGGAGUCUGCUUUCAUAUCAACUAGUGACUCCGUAGUAGCAAUGCAAGCCCUCGCAGAGUAUGCUUUCAGAGCCAGGAUACAAGAUGUUAUGAACAUGGAAUGCACAUUUGAAGUCACAGCACAACCAAUGACUCCAUUCCAUGUGACAAUCACAAACGCAACUCCAGUAGCUACUCAUAAUUUCAGGCUGGAAAAUGUCUGGGGUCAUGUGAACCUUGUGGCAAAGGGCUCAGGCCAGGCAGUUGUGCAGCUAGAUGUAUCAUAUGGUGUGGAUGUCCUCAGAUUCAUUGAACAGCCACACAAAAAGUAUUUUGAUCUCAGUGUCACAGAGGAGUAUCAUCAGUUCAGGAAUAAAUCACUCAUAACGACAACUGUUUGUGCCAAGUGGGUUGCAACAGGUGAUGGAAACACAAGCCAUGCUGCAAUGGUAGAGGUUGAGAACCCAACAGGAUACAUUUUCUACCAGCCUUUGGCUGAGAAGACAGUCGUCGACGUCAGAAAUAAAAGCUUCCCUCAGUUACGGAAUGUUCACACAACGCAGACUCGAGUCUUCUGGCAGUUUGAAUAUAUUCCAUCUCACAGACAAUGCUUCACCUAUGAAAUACAGCGGUGGUAUCCCACGGCAAAUCUGACUCGUGUCCGGUCAGCUCAAGUGCUGGAACUCUUUGCUCCAGAACACUUUGAGAUGGUUAUGAUCAAUGCUACACCACUGUCACUCCUGGACAUUUGUGAAGUGUGUGGAUCUUACCAGUGCCCAUACUGUCCUACAUACAGCGCUUCAUUUUCCAUACACUGUUCUAACCUUAUGACGUUCAUAACCUUAAUGGUCAUGUGCUGGAUAUGCAUGUUUCCUAUGUAAGUUAAGUUUUGGUAGUCAUUGGUUAGAGAAUCAUGUCAUGCCAUUUGUCUAGACAAAUCUGUACAGUAUUGUGCUGUAAUGCUCGGUUCGAAACCAGCAUCAGUAUUCAGCAUAGUCAUACUCUGGUAAGCUGUGGACCGGCUUGCAACAAAGUCAUUUAGAUUUACAGUACUCCAGCGAGUACGGAACUUUUCCAGGAUGGUGUUUAGUCUUUCAUUGACAUUACUUCCAAAUACCUUUCCCAGGAUGGAGUGUUGUCUUUCAGUGGUGCCACUUCCAGAUAUCCUUUGAGAAUUCUGAUCUGUAAUACUAGUUUCAGGUCACGUAACUAGUUUAAGAUUCCAAACGAACAACAUAGGUGCUCAAAUUUAUAAUCAAAGUAUUUCAUUGUAAAUUUUUUUUUUUUCUUAAUUAACAUCUUUACAGAAUAGAUGGAAGUGAGCAUGCCUAUACUGAUGAAAUUUGUAAAGCAAUCAUUAUACAAAAACAAGGGGUGUCAUCUAUGCAUUAUAUUGUUUCAUGACAAUACUUACUGCUAGACAUUCAUCAAAAUACUGAUAUGACAUACAGUGUAUUAUAAAGCUUGCUUGCAGUUAUAUCUUGCCAUGUUGAAAGCCAAAAAUGAUAAUUUUGAUAAAAAGUGUCAGUUGGUGGAAUGUGAACUCAUUUUGUAGUCGUGCUUGGGAGACAGAAGUAGCCUCAACAUUAUUCUUUAUUUGUUGAAGGUACUGUAAGGAGUAACUUUUCCAGGGUUAUGCCAAUGAACCAUGACAGCAUUAUGCCAAAUAACUUGAUCAUUCCCCAUUAAUUUGUAUGUGGGGUCUAGGCAUGACCCAGACCCAACUUCCUGCAAACUUUUUAUAGUAAGAUGCACAAGCUUCAAAGAUGCACUAUUUUUCUUAAUGGUAAUUCUUAGACAAAACUGAAACAACACAGUAUUUGGACUCUGUGAUUAGUUAAAGGGACCUGCUUUAAAUACAUAUAUUUUUUCUUUUAGGUGAAGGAAGACAUCCUUGCCAUUAUAGGAAAGUUCAGAUAAUCUUGAAGCCAUAUUUUUAUGAUUAUGAUCUAGAAGCCACCUAAUUCUGGUGGCCAUAAAUGGUGAUAAAGUAUACAGAAAAUGUGUGAUUUGGGUGGUUUGUGCAGUGUAUAAAAACAGGUUUAUUGAUGGUAACUUGUUUCAUUUAAUGAUUAAUUUUUUAAAAUGAAACACUGUCAUGACUUACCUGCCUGCAUGAAUAUCACAACUUAGUUAACUUGGAAAGAGCCAUGUUCUUUCUCUUUUUACCAGAUCCACACUACACAAAAAUUCCUUCAUAUACCAGGAAACACAAUUUCAAAAUAAAAACUCCCCAUCAUCAAUUUUAUGUUCCUAUAAACUGCAAAAUGCAAUCACUCCCAUCUUCAGUUCUCAAACUAAUACAGUAUUAGAUUAUCAUAUCCAACUUCAGUGACAGCCAAAUAAGGGGUCUCCAACUUAAACUCAAGGUUAGAACAUAUCGACAGCUACUCAAAGAAGACUUUCUUAUAGAAAAAAAAUGCAUUACAAUCUGGUAUAGAUACACUGUAAUACUAUUACCAUAGAGACAGACAGAUUAAUAUCACAAAAUAGUAGGAAGAUGUAUAUAUCAAAUUGUGCUACAGUUACUGAAGUGAAGACAUUUACAAAUGCUUUAGUAUCUUACUUAGCAGACACUUCUGGAAAGUGUUCAAAGCUGUUGCUUCUAAGUUCUUUCAUAAUGAAUGACGUAUGUGUGCAGUUAUUUACAUACAUACACAGUACAAGCAAUCCCCAUUAAUCUGCUGAAGUUAUGACAAUGAAGCAUAAUACAGGUGUUCAAUUACCUUGUUCAUUUAGACUUUCUGCCUUUAUGUAUUCUGUAUAUAGUAAUGAAUGAUUAAUUGAUGUAUUAACACCUUGACAGAUGUACUUCAAGUAUGAGGGCACAUUGGAAAUUUGAUUUUUCCAACAUCUUGAUAAUAUUCACAGGUUUGCUAAAUCUACUGUUCAGUGAUGAUUUUUUUCCAGCAGUCACCUGUAUGUACAUAUACUGUAUAUGUGAAUGUAAAACUGACAUAAAAACAUUUAUAAUGAUGACAAGAUGAAAUAUCACACUACUACCAGCAAUGCAUUAAGAUGUUACCAUAUAAUGCCUUCAGCCUUUAAAAUGGGACAUUUUGUUUAUUCUACCUGCAGAAGACAAAAGAGACUACAGUUGUAACACCUCCUUCUAAGUCCUUAAAAAUGAAAGAGAAAAAAAAUAUUCAACCGAAAACAAAAUCCAACUGAAACAGUCUCACCAACAAGUCACAAUUACUAUAAGAGAUCAGGAAAAUAUUCAACCCCAGUUCAUCAUAGAACACAAGUCUUUCAAAUCACCUAGAAUAGAAAAGACGAGUACAUAAAACAGCAUGUGAAAGUUUUUAAGCACUCAUAGUUUGCAUUCACCACAAAUGACAUUAGUGCACAUCUCGGGGAGACGUGAAUAGGUACAAGUUUUUGAGCAGUUGCUUGAUACAAUGUGUGCAAACUUGCUCAAGUUUGUGUGUGAUAACAAAGAAUUUCUGGAAACAGCCAUCAGAAAAUUAGCAAUUUCCUAAUCAGAAAUAAAAAAAAAAAUAAGCUAAACUGCAGCACUUAAGUGUUUUGAUCAUUUACUGCAGGUAGAUAAUUCAGGAAUUACCUUCUUCAGUUCCUGGGUAAGCAGAGACAUUCAGUGAAUAAUGUUUGCUGAAUAUAAUUAAGUGUAUGCUGUGUAAAACACUGUAGUUAAAAUGUGUUAUGACGAUGGAUUUGGUAUCAUAAAAUGAUCCAGAUUUGCAUUGUACACUUUGUUUGUUGAAUUAGCCAUCAUAUUACUGAUUACAUAGGUAGUGGAGGUAUUUUAUUUACCGUACAGUCACAAAGUAGGCAUAUUUGGAUAUGCGUUCUACCAAUGAUAUAGAAUUUAUGUUUAGCGUACAAGUACAUAGAGUACCUAUUCUGUCAAACUCCUGUAGAUUACUUGGUUUAGUCAACACCUUUGCUUUUUAUAUACAUAUAUGUUUAGAAGCUUAUUGCAUUCCGACUUCAGAAAGUAGUGAGCAUUGCUGUUCUUAGCACAACAUGACUGAAGUUGGUGACAUUUCUUGAUCUAAUGAAAGUUUCUUUUUCAGAUAAUUAUGUUCCAUAAAUACAGUCCUCUAUUUUUACAUGUCUUGACAUCCUGUAGGGCAGAACCACCAAGAGCAGAGUAUGCUAUCUGCUUCAAUUAUUGUAGGGGGAUUCCCAUGUCUCACUUAAAGAACUUGACUAACUCGGGGCAUUUAAAGUCAUUCAGGCCUUGGUGGUUCUGCCUUCCUAGGCAUUAAAUCACAAGUAAAAAUGAAGAGGUUGUGUGUUGCAUCGACAUAUUUUAAGUUUCUGAACCUUGUGUGUCUGAGUGUGUAUAUAUAUACUGUGUAUAUAGUACAUACAUAAAUAUAAUGAAUAUAUGAAAUGUUGAAUGCUGUGAUGUUGUUAUAUUGUAUAUGAUUAAAGGUUUACAAAUUGUG
Molecule: messenger RNA, 9197 nt
Organism: Macrobrachium nipponense
Lineage: Eukaryota; Metazoa; Arthropoda; Malacostraca; Decapoda; Palaemonidae
Product: thioester-containing protein 1 allele R1-like
Exons: 36
Coding region: 489-5663 (1724 amino acids)
Cellular component (GO): extracellular region
Molecular function (GO): protein binding; endopeptidase inhibitor activity
Source: RefSeq, a predicted model, not a curated record